Messenger RNA from Trichoderma citrinoviride, 729 nucleotides. RefSeq names its product flavo protein. Gene Ontology annotation, cellular component: phosphopantothenoylcysteine decarboxylase complex. The record is from RefSeq and is a predicted model, not a curated record. The coding region runs from base 1 to 729 and encodes 242 amino acids. Lineage: Eukaryota; Fungi; Ascomycota; Sordariomycetes; Hypocreales; Hypocreaceae. Gene Ontology annotation, molecular function: phosphopantothenoylcysteine decarboxylase activity; FMN binding. Gene Ontology annotation, biological process: coenzyme A biosynthetic process. The transcript has 3 exons.
AUGAAGCAUCUCAGCCAUCUAUCCUCCGACCAUCCGGCGCAAGACGUCUCACAAGCCCGAAGCGAUGGAAAGCUGCAUCUCUUGCUGGCUGCAUCCGGAUCCGUAGCGACCAUCAAGAUCCCCAACAUCAUCCAGGGUCUCUCACGACAUCCUAACCUGUCCAUCCGACUCGUGCUCACCAGCUCCGCCGCCCAUUUCCUGCAAAGCCAGGCAGCUGAGCAGCCAAGUCUCGAGGACAUUCGCAGCUAUCCAAACGUGGACGCCAUAUACACGGAUGAGUCUGAAUGGGUCCAGCCAUGGACUCGCGGAGCUCCAAUCCUGCAUAUUGAGCUCAGAAAAUGCAAAACAGGGGCUGAUCUAUUAGUUGUUGCACCGCUCAGUGCAAACACCCUCGCCAAGAUGGUCCACGGCAUGACCGACUCUCUCCUAUCAUCCAUCAUCCUCGCCUGGGACUUCGACGGUGCCGUGGACGGCAAGAAGAAGAAGAUCCUCGUCGCCACGGCCAUGAACACAGCCAUGUUCCGCAAUCCCAUCACGCAGCGCAACCUCCAGCUCCUCAACGAAGUCAUGGGCGGCGCAGACGGAUGGGUCGAAGAGCUGCAGCCAAUAUCCAAGGGGCUUGCCUGCGGCGAUGUUGGCCAGGGCGCAAUGGCAACAUGGCAGACAAUUGUGGCCGCGAUUGAGGAGAAGCUGGGAUUGCCAGCAGAGGAGAUCCAAGAUGCAGAAUGA